ACUUUAAAUCGUAUAAUUUCAGCAUUGUGUGAAAGAUUGUCAUUUUUGCAUUGAGAACAUACAAUAUCCAAGAUUUUAUACUUAUUCACUAAAAAUGUUUAUUAUGCCGGACGAAUACUACCAGACUGAAUAGGAAAGCUGUGAAACAAGAAAUCUGUUGUAUUACUGAAUUAUAGUUUCUCGUAACUGCUAUUUCUGUUGUUAGACAAUGCUUGGAUAGUUAUUAAUUCAUGCUAUAUUUAUGGCAGUACAUUCGGAGGGCUUUUGAAAAGUCAUGUUACAGUUCAUAAAUAAACCUUCUUUGUAUACUAAACAAUACCUAAAUCUGUAGUGAUUGCUAUAUUUAACAUCAUUCACUAAUCUAUACUUAACACAAUAAGAGUGAGUAUAUACAAAUAAACUUCAGCACUUUAAAUAAACUGUGGGACUAUCAUAAUGAUUUGUUGAUCAUGAGUAAAGUUUAUUUACUUUUAUAGAGUAACUUACUAUAUGAGGACAAAUUUUAUCAUCCAAUGGUUUUCACUUCACUGUUGGUCCAAUCAAAUCUUAGCCAACUAGAAUUUGAGAUUUGGGAUUGACAUGCAAACUCGAUAAACUGUGAUAUUUCUGACAAAAUACUUACAAGAAGAAAGUAUGGUUUAGUAUCUGCUUUUAACGUUCAUUAUUAAAUUAAUCUAUGACAAAUCUACCUCAUUCCCGAGGAACUUAUUCAUUUGAAUCACAAAAAUCCGAGAUAAACAAGAGAGAGAGAAAAUUUGAUGAUGGAAGUAUAUGUUUUGGUCCAUUGCAUCGCUACGUUCACUUAAAUGAUGCAGCAAAUUCACAAAUAUUUACAUUUCUCUUGCUACCACAUCUUUUAUGUGGUUUAGUUAACUAUGUCGAGACGCAAGUUUUCCAAUAUGCUGAACACGAAUGGUUUGUAAGAUUCGAAAGGACCGAUACUCAUCUAGGUUUUUACUUGGAGUUGAAUACGCAGAAAUCCGAAAAUUGUGAAACUAUGUUCAUAACAUCAUCACAGAUACCAAUCAAUAAAUCAGACCAUAAUGUCACUAAACGUCCAACACAAUGGAAAACUAUUACGUUAGAUUUUGAAUUCACAAUAAAAAAUCGAAAUGUUUUCAGUCAGAAUGAGUGUUUUUCCAAAUCAAAUUGUACAUUUACACAAGAUAGUUGCAGACAUGGACGUAAAAAUGUCAUAGAUUUAUCCACAUUAUCCUCUAAACGUUUUUUAUUUGAUGACGGUAAGUGUAUUAUAGAAUUAGGGUUACGUAACCCACAUGUAUGCAUAAAACUACAAGCAAACCAAGUUGAAGAUCCCACAAACCAUCUGUUACUUAAAAAAGGCAGAAAAAGAACUCAUAAUAAUAGUUCUGUUGUAUUAAGACGAAUGGAUAAUGAAACAAUCACAUUUCCAGAUACCAUUCAUUUUGAAACUGAUCACUUUUCAUAUGCUGGCGAUACAUGGGUUCUUACUAUUGACAUUGAACCAUAUCGUGACUUAUUGAGAAAUUUAACUUUUGAUAGUGAUAAUAAUCAUGAUGUAUGUGCAGAUGUGGAAAUAUGCUUGACAAAAAAGUCAGAGCAUAAGACAGAUAAUUACACAUAUUAUAACGCUGAGAAACCACUUGGAACACAGUGGACACGACUACUGUGUAAUGCCUAUUUACCAGGUGAAUGUCAUACCGGGUUGAUGCAGUUCUUAAUAGGAUCACAAGGAUGGCCACUGAAAGCACAUUGUUGCAAGUUUGAUGAACGAACAAAUGACGUAAAACAGCAACAGCUAAAACAAGGAGAAAAUAGCCAAAUUAAUAUUUUGAAAUUUAAUUCGUGUGAAUACUUGGAAAAAGGUAAAACACGUACUCAUCAAUCAGCAGUUGCUUUUCUUUUAAGCACAGUUUCAUCAAAAUUCUGUAUCACAUUAGAAAUGAUAUUUUAUGAACGAUUAACGGUGGUUAAUUUCCCUAUCAAUAAUCUUGACAAUUUUAAUCAUGUUGACAGUUGUCUAAUUAUGGAUCCAUUUUCGCUUCCAUGGAGGCUGUUUCUGAAUAGAUCAUCACGUUUGGUGAGAGUAGGACUAGUUCCGGAGCAAAAACCAGAUUUGGAACAUCAACCAGAAUAUCUUAAAAGCAGUGAAAAAUCGUCAAAAAUACAAAGCAAACAAUCUUAUUCAGAAAGGAGCACUAUACCAAGCGGUUAUCUAUAUCUCUUCGGUUGUAAGUUUCGUAUUCAAGGUUAUCAAUCAAACGAAACCAAAACUCGUGUUAUUGAACCAGUUGGAAAGGAAAUUUUACAAAUCGCGUGCAAAAAAUCGGAUUUCUAUAACGAAUUGCUGUUAUCUAACCGACUUCGACAUUCUGGAAUAAACGUUCCGCAAAAUAAUUUGAAUAUUCUUUUAAUUAAAAAUUUACCGAAAUACUUACUCAAAAAUAAUGGUGCUGAACUAUUGCAAAGUUUGUGUAAUACUAGUGUUAUGGACAUAGAUAAUAAAAUAUCUAAACGUUUGUUGAGGAAAGCUAGUCAAAUUAGUAGCGUACAGGUGGCCAUGGAAAUAACAUGUCAAGAAUUAACUGGGUCAAAUAUGGGAAUAUUAAAUCCUAAAACAGGUACUAUAACAAUUGAAAUUCAGUGGCUGUAUAGACAUCAAAUAUACAUCGAUACACUUUAUCAAACAGAUGAAAUCGGUUCCCGCCAAUACCAUCAAAUGAGAAAUGAACUAAUAAGAAUCACUAAAGAAAAGGAUGAGUUAGAAAGACAGCUUAUGGGGUACCGAAUGGGUCUAGUUCAAAUUGAUUCGCGUUCUCAUGGUCCAAAAAGCAUGCUUCCUUUGGAGUUCAUUCCUGAUCUUGUUGGUCAUUCCAGAACAACUACUGUACCAUCAGGUGAAGACUGGCGUAACUCGAGUUGUUAUAGUGAAAAAGCUGUGUUACAGCAACCAUGUCACAGAAUGAACAAUACUGUGUCUAGCUUGAAAUAUGAAUGUAAUAAUCAACAUACAAAAUCACAUGUAACAUCUUCGCCAUCAAACUAUUCUUCAGAUAAAUUUAAAGCAUGCAAACCGUAUGGUUUAUUAUCAACAUGCCAUAUAGAGAACAAUAUGAGCCAUAGUUUGUUAGACUAUGAGUCUUCAGAUGAGUCUGCCCCACGGUCAUCAUAUCCUAUUUAUCGACCAACCUCAAAGCAACCUAUGGGUUCCAAAUGUGGACUAUCAGAGAAAAGAAAACAGUUCAUAUAUUCAAAAGGUAGCUGGAAAACAUGUGAAACAGUUAAGCAUUGCCCUGAUUCUGACAUUAAUUCAGUACACUCACCCAGAUUUAACGCAAGGAAACCAAGCCUAAAUAAAUAUUGUAGUCAAGGUUUCGUAGAGGCAAAUUUUAGCCCUCUUUAUACAUCAGAAUCAUCGACAUCAAAUGUAUUUAACUCACGUAGUGAAGAUGAAUUUUCUUUUAUAUUUUGAUGAAAUACAUUGCUGAUAUUAUAACACACGUCGUUAUGAGUCAUGUUAUUUGAGUUAUCUCAUCUUUGAACAAUAAACCACAUACAACAAAUUUAAAAUGAACUACUACUUAAAUUUCUCAAACUUAUUUGUCUUCAUGCAUUUUCAUACAUAAAACGCUUUUAUAUUUCUUUCUCACUAGUUCAUCUUCAAUCCUUACUUUAGUUACAAAACUAGCGGAGUUUUGUAAUUGUGCAAUAAAACUAACUAUUUAUACAAUGCAAUAAAGUGUGAGGUGUAUACUUAGAGUUCUUUAAAAAAUUUAACCCAAGUUUCUAAAAAAUCUUUAUUUGGCCAUUUCCAAAUACAACUCAGUUUUGUUUUCAUUUAUUUUAUCUUUAUUAAAUCUCAUAAGUAUAAUUUAUGUCAAUGAAGCAUUGAAAUGCAUAUGUUUCAAUAAAUAUAAUAACACUAAAGAAACUUUCUGUUUU
Schistosoma margrebowiei is the source of this 3924-nucleotide messenger RNA. The record is from the annotation of a GenBank genome assembly. Lineage: Eukaryota; Metazoa; Platyhelminthes; Trematoda; Strigeidida; Schistosomatidae.